UUUAAUUUAUAUAAAUACCUUCGAUAUCACUCUUCUCCAUAUUUUUAAAUUGAUGAGUGAAGAAGGAGAGUUAAUGUUUUAUUCGCAGGAGUAUUUGGCACGAAAGGGUCCACUAGGUACGGUUUGGUCCGCCGCUCACUUGCAAAACCGUCUCAAAAAGUCUCACUACACCGCCACCAACAUCCCCGAAACAGUUGAUUUUAUAAUGUAUCUGGAGACGCCGUUGGCACCUAGAUUAUCAGGGCACCUUCUACUUGGUGUUGUGAGAAUAUACUCGAAGCAAGUUGAUUAUGUUGUCCGUGACUGUACUCUCUUUACUACUUGGUUAGCUAAGUCCUUCGUCUCUACUCAAUUAGUUGACUUGCCUGAGGAUGCAAGACAGGCUCCUGUUGAGUCUGUGACUUUGCCUCAGGCGCUUAACUUGGAUGACUUCGACUUAGAGGAUGAUGACCACACACUCGAGGGGUUUGAUAAUCACCUGAGGAGUAAGGAAGAUAUCACUCUUACUGAUCAGAUUCCUACUGGCAUUGAUCCUUAUGUUGCUGUAACUUUUGAUGAUGACAUCUUUCCAGAAUCUAGCCCUAUGGAUGUUGACCAACCUACAGAAUCUGUGAGAGCGCAUCAUCCUGGUGAUACUGAUGUUGAAAUGGCUUAUGAGUCAGAACCAUACAAUAAUGAUCAAGGAGACUUCAAUUUUGGUCUAGAUAAUGCAUAUUCUCCCGGAAGUGUUCCCGAGGUGGAGAUAAGGCGUGAUGUUGCUGCACAUGGUUUAAGCCCUGCGUCUCAUCCACCAUUUGCUGCACAACAACAUAAUGUUAGAGUUGAAGAAGGCACUGGAACUUUGAAUGAGAAGGAACCCACUAUCCCUAAUUUUGAUGAGGAAAUGUUACAUUCUCGAGGACAUUCGACCUUUGAGCUUCGCUCAGGAUCUCCACGCUUUGCUGGUUCUGAGGAAGAACAUGAAAAUUUUGUGCAUCCAUCACCUCAACUGGUUCUUCAGCCAACUCCUCCUCCUCCUCCCCAACCACAAGUAAGGGCAAGGAAGAGGAAUCACUUUGAUAAGGUCACAGUAUUAACUAACAGGAUCAUGAAAGAAAGGAUUGAGGAUCCUAGUGAUACUCUCCGUAAGAGAAAGAAGAUGCCUUCUUCUAAACUAAACGUCUGGAGAAUGAAUAACCAGUCUAAGAAGGAUCAGAUCUUCAAUGAGCCCUUGCUUUCUGGCUCCUCAGAUGUUCUACGCAGUGUCUUUGACAAGGACUGUGUAGCUUCAAAGCCACAUCUUGCUGCUGUUUCUGAUGAAACUCUACCAGGACCUGCACAUGCAUCAUCUCCUACUCGAGAAGCUGAAACAGAAGUCACAGUUCCUGUUUCUACUAAUCAAGACAGUACAGUUCUGCAACAUGUCCAAGACUCUGCAGGUCCUCAAUCCACGCAUGCAGAGUCUAUAACAAGAGGAGCACAAUCUCCACCGCCGUUUAAUAAUGAUGACAAUGGAAUGGAACGCUUAAGGGAAGGUGGUUACACUGACUACAUGCCUUCUCCACCACCUCCAAGAUUUUCACCUUCUAGAACUGAUGACUUCACCACUCAGACUAGAUUUUGGGAGACAGAAUCUUACAGAACAGAGCCUUCAACUUCCACAUAUAGAGAGGAUCUUCCUGGACCAACGAACUCAGGGGUUUCUGCUAUUCCUGAAAUGGUGGACGAGGAACUUUAUUUCCUAGAGGUGGGUGGCAACACUCCAGUGAGAUCACCAGCUAGUCAAGAUUCUGAUGGCUUGACAGGGAGAACAAGAGCCUUGGCUCAGUAUCUCAAAGAACGUUCUUCAAGUACUCCCUCUUCAAGCAAUUCUUCUGGAGAUCUAAGUUUGGGAAAGAUCUUGGACGGAAAGACAAGGAAGGUAGCUGCACGAAUGUUCUUUGAGACACUGGUGUUGAAGUCUAGAGGACUUAUAGAUACGCAACAGGAUCAACCUUACAGCGAUAUCACUCUGAAGUUGAUGCCUGGCCUUUUUUCAAAAGUUCAACCAUGAAUAACCAAUGCUCAAUUAGACUUUAAUUAUGUGCAUAAUAGUAUAGAUGCUAGACAUAUGACCUGUUUUAAACUUGUUCCUCUUUUAUAUCCUUAGUCAGAACAAGGAAGAAAAUUAAUGGUUAUAAGUUGAAUCUAUCUUAGUCAUCAUUCUUUAACGGGCAGGACUAUGGCAUGAACUUCUUUGGCUAAAGUAUCAUCAUAAGGUGUUUGCAAUGGGGCUUUUUGGAGAUUAUUUACGCUAUCAGGAUCUUUAUGGGUCGCUUGGACUCGAGUUGAGUUACUAAAAGAGGGUUCUUUCUGGGAUGUCAAGGAGACAAAUUGUUGAAUAUAAUUGAGUUUCUAAUUUUAUAAACUUUCGUAUAGUUAGUUAUAUUAGUAAUGUUUGAUUUGUAUAAGUUAGUUACUUAAUUUACAAGUCAAGAGUCACGAUCUAUCAUUCUUAAAGUUGUGUCUUUACAAUAGGAGUUGUGUCUGUACACUAAGAGUUGUGUCUUUACAACACACUGUUUCACUUUGUAUAAAUCUAGAUCGAGUCUGUCAUAGCAAUCAUUCAGUGCAAUACAAUUUCAAUAAAAGCGUAAUACAAUAACUUCAGUGAUACUCUGUUUUUUUUUUUCAUAAAAACAGAGCAAGUUAAUUUAUAUUCUUAUUUGUUUCUUUUCUUUCAUAAAUCGUAAACACACAAAGUGAUCAACACAAAUAAGGGGUCCUGGCUAUGGCGCAAGCUUCUGAAGCUUAGACCCUCGGUAUAUGGGUUUAUGCGUUGUGAAGUUGGCAACGGCGAGUCCAGUUACUUCUGGUUUGAUUACUGGUUAGGGACGGGGAGGUUGCUCGACGAGACAAGUGAGCUUGGUCCGCGUUAUCUUGGCAUACCCCGUCAAGCACUAGAAAAUAGUACUUCAGUAAGUGAUUUUUCAUCGAACUUUUAAAAGUCAAAAUUGUAACUAUAUAAAAUACAAGUUGAUCAAUAAUUUCAUUGUCGAUUGUUGGUUUAAAAACUGGCUGAUCCUUAUUUCUAUUUUUAAAACAAUACUGAAAUCGUAAACAAGAAAGUUUUACUCUGUUUUCUAGUUUCAAUCGACUGCUAUCAAGUAAGAACCUAAAGAAUCUGCAAGACUGUAACAUGUCUGCUAAAUAUCGCUGCCAUCAUGGACCCAUUCCACAUGGCACCAUCGAACUCAUGUUUCACGUGGGUAAACAAAAUUAGCUUCAUUAUUAAAAACGUAAUCAGAUCCAGAUCCGGUCCUCUCUGUACAAGCACAUGAAUCAUGAGGCUGGUGGCCUGUCUAUUUUUUUUAACUAUGUUUGUAAUGAAAGCUGUUAUUAUAAUUAGGCCUGGAAAUUUCGGAUAUCGGUUCGGUUCGGGUAUUUCGGGUUUCGGUAGUUCGAAUAGGAGGUUAGAGGAUCCACAGAGUACUUAAUUUAUUUUCGGUUCGAUUCGGAUAGUUUCGGGUUCGGUUUGGUUGGGAUAGUAAAAUUAGGAACUGGAAAAUACGCGAAAUAAUUUCAGUGUUCCGGUUCAGAUAGUUCAGAUAGUUCGGAUAAAAUAUUGAUUAUUUAGGAUAAAAUAUCAAAUAAUUAUGAUGAUUUAGACAAAAAAAUUGAAUAUUUUGGAUUACUUUGGAUUACUUUGGAUAUUUCGGAUAAAAUUAUCCGAUACUUUUGGAUAAUUCAGAUAUUUUAUAAUCUAUACUAUUAAAGCAAAAUACCUAAUAGGUAUUUGCCCAUAGUUUUUAAAGUUAAUUACAAUAGUAUGCCAUUAUCUUUUAAAAAAAAAUUGUUUCACCAAUUAAUCAGCCAGUCGAAAAUUAGAUUUGUUUAGUUAUUCUACAAUAAUUGAUUACAUAAUUCGAUAUAUUCAAGAUUUUCUACUUACCAUAA
Messenger RNA from Raphanus sativus (radish), 3915 nucleotides. Its product is annotated as sister chromatid cohesion 1 protein 3-like. The transcript has 11 exons. The record is from RefSeq and is a predicted model, not a curated record. Gene Ontology annotation, molecular function: protein binding; chromatin binding. Lineage: Eukaryota; Viridiplantae; Streptophyta; Magnoliopsida; Brassicales; Brassicaceae. Gene Ontology annotation, cellular component: cohesin complex; synaptonemal complex. Gene Ontology annotation, biological process: mitotic sister chromatid cohesion; synaptonemal complex assembly; replication-born double-strand break repair via sister chromatid exchange. The coding region runs from base 53 to 2032 and encodes 659 amino acids.